This is a messenger RNA of Vigna angularis (adzuki bean), 3212 nucleotides long. Its product is annotated as subtilisin-like protease SBT2.5. The transcript is spliced from 12 exons. Gene Ontology annotation, molecular function: serine-type endopeptidase activity. Lineage: Eukaryota; Viridiplantae; Streptophyta; Magnoliopsida; Fabales; Fabaceae. Gene Ontology annotation, biological process: proteolysis. The record is from RefSeq and is a predicted model, not a curated record. The coding region runs from base 385 to 2838 and encodes 817 amino acids.
UUAAUAUUACUUCCUUGCAUCAAGAUUCAAGAUCAGCCAUGAUGCUCUUACUUCACUCCAUUGACAUUCAAUUAAACAAAUAAACCAAACCCUAACACUCACUCUUCACUCACCACUACCUUCUUCUUCUUCUUCUUCUUCUUCUUCUUCUUCUUCUUCUUCUUCUUCUUCUUCUUCUUCUUCUUCUUCUUCUUCUAUGGCUUUCAGGUUCAACACUGACCGUUAGAUCACUGAUCACCGCAAUGUAAAUGAAUGAGUGAGUGCAUUGACGUGUAUGUGAAUCAAGUCAAGUAGUUUAUGUGAGUGAAAAACUGCUGGCUACUUUGAUCAGAGUGAGUGGUCAUUGAUCUUGUAAGCUAUUGGAGUUGGGAUUGGUUGGUUAAAAUGAGAUUGUUGGAGUUUGGGUGUGUGUUGGUUGUUGUAUCUGCACUUCUGAUUUCUGGGGAUGCUGAGAUUUACAUAGUAACUGUUGAAGGUGAGCCUAUCAUAAGUUACACUGGAGGUAUUAGUGGGUUUGAAGCUACUGCAGUGGAAUCUGAUGAUAAGAUUGAUACCGAAAGUGAAUUGGUUACUUCAUAUGCUCGCCAUCUUGAGAAAAAACAUGACAUGCUUCUUGGUUUGCUGUUUGAGGAAGGGACAUACCAGAAACUCUAUAGCUAUCGACAUCUUAUAAAUGGGUUUGCUGUUCAUAUUUCACCGGAACAGGCAGAAACUCUAAGACGUGCUCCGGGAGUGAAAUCUGUUGAGAGGGACUGGAAAGUGAGGAAACAUACAACACAUACCCCACAAUUUUUAGGGCUUCCAACUGGGGUUUGGCCAACUGGAGGUGGCUUUGAUAGGGCUGGAGAAGACAUUGUCAUUGGAUUUGUGGACUCAGGGAUCUAUCCUCAUCACCCAAGUUUUGCAACUCAUAAUGCUGAGCCAUAUGGGCCAGUUCCAAAAUAUAGAGGAAAAUGUGAAGCUGAUCCGGAUACUAAAAGAAGUUACUGCAACGGCAAGAUUGUUGGAGCACAACAUUUUGCUCAGGCUGCAAUAGCUGCUGGGGCAUUUAACCCUAUAAUUGAUUUUGCGUCUCCUCUAGAUGGUGAUGGGCAUGGAAGUCAUACGGCCUCUAUUGCAGCUGGAAAUAAUGGAAUUCCUGUGAGAAUGCAUGGACAUGAAUUUGGGAGAGCCAGCGGGAUGGCACCUCGUGCUAGGAUUGCUGUGUACAAGGCACUUUAUAGACUGUUUGGAGGGUAUAUUGCAGAUGUAGUUGCUGCAAUUGAUCAGGCUGUAUAUGAUGGAGUGGAUAUACUCAGCCUUUCAGUUGGACCCAACAGUCCUCCAGCAGCCACCAGAACUACCUUUUUGAACCCUUUUGAUGCUACACUUCUUGGAGCUGUGAAAGCUGGUGUAUUUGUUGCACAGGCUGCUGGAAAUGGUGGUCCUUUUCCGAAGACAAUGGUUUCAUAUAGUCCAUGGAUAGCAUCGGUAGCAGCUGCAAUUGAUGAUCGUAGAUAUAAAAAUCAUUUGAUGCUUGGAAAUGGAAAAAUCUUAGCUGGAAUUGGGUUGUCACCUUCCACACAUUUGAACGAAACAUACACAUUGGUUGCUGCAAAUGAUGUGUUGCUAGAUUCUUCAGUUAUGAGGUACAGCCCCACAGAUUGCCAGAGACCAGAACUUUUAAACAAGAACUUGAUAAAGGGAAAUAUUCUUCUCUGUGGUUAUUCCUUCAAUUUUGUUGUUGGCACUGCAUCAAUCAAGAAAGUCUCAGAAACAGCAAAAGCCCUUGGUGCAGUUGGGUUUGUUCUUUGUGUUGAAAAUGUUUCCCCAGGAACAAAAUUUGAUCCAGUCCCUGUCGGCCUUCCUGGGAUUCUUAUCACCGAUGCCAGCUAUUCUAAGGAGCUUAUAAAUUAUUAUAAUAUCACUACACCAAGAGAUUGGACUGGACGGGUAAAGAGGUUUGAAGGUACAGGUAAAAUUGGUGAUGGUUUAAUGCCUAUUCUGCAUAAAUCUGCACCACAGGUGGCAUUAUUCUCUGCAAGAGGACCAAAUAUAAAGGAUUUCAGUUUCCAAGAGGCAGAUCUUCUCAAACCAGAUAUAUUAGCUCCUGGUUCAUUGAUUUGGGCUGCUUGGUGUCCAAAUGGAACUGAUGAGCCAAAUUAUGUCGGUGAGGGGUUUGCCAUGAUCUCUGGAACUAGUAUGUCUGCACCACAUAUAGCUGGAAUAGCUGCUCUUAUAAAGCAGAAGCAUCCUCAUUGGAGCCCUGCUGCCAUUAAAUCAGCCUUGAUGACAACAUCAACAACUCUAGACAGAGCAGGGAAUCCUCUUCUAGCCCAGCAAACAUCUGAAUCAGAAGCUCUGAAGCUGGUCAAAGCUACUCCUUUUGAUUAUGGGAGUGGACAUGUUGAUCCGACAGCUGCCUUGGAUCCUGGACUCAUCUUUGAUGCAGGAUACGAGGACUAUCUGGGCUUCUUGUGUACAACACCGGGCAUUGACAUUCAUGAGAUAAGGAACUACACUCACACACCAUGUAACACCACCAUGGGCAAGCCAUCAAAUUUAAACACCCCUUCUAUCACAAUUUCCCAUCUGGUGAGAACUCAAGUUGUCACACGCACGGUCACAAAUGUCGCUGAAGAAGAAACCUAUGUGAUCACAGCCAGAAUGGAGCCGGCUGUUGCCAUUGAAGUCAAUCCUCCGGCAAUGACUAUCAAAGCAGGUGCAUCACGACAGUUUUCAGUGACACUGACAGUUCGGUCAGUGAGAGGAACCUAUAGUUUUGGAGAGGUUUUGAUGAAAGGGAACAGAGGGCACAAGGUGAGGAUUCCUGUUCUGGCCAAUGGAUACCGAAGAUAGAUGUCAUAGCUUAGUUUGGUCAGCAAAGGAAAGCAGUGUUGCUUGUAAUAUUCUUUGUAACUUGUGGGGAAUAAGGUACGGCGCUACAUUUAUUCGUCUAAAUUAUAUAUAUAAUAUUAAAUCAUGAAUAGGUGUAAUGUAAUGUAAAGGUAAGCAGGUGUAAGGGGUGACUCCUAGUUUCUUCCACAUAUAAAGUUUUGCUUAUGUGGUCUAGUAAUUUGUUGUAAUGCUUCAUCAUAAGUUUUUCCCUGUAUCUGUCUCAUUCCCCAGAAGUAUCUUGCUUACUGCAUGUGUAAUACAUGAAAUAAUUAGUAGUAUAACAUAAAGUAUCAAUGGCACAGCGUAAAUUUUACCAAAGCUGUUGGCAAGUUCAA